This is a messenger RNA of Suhomyces tanzawaensis NRRL Y-17324, 1527 nucleotides long. It is a transcript of the gene VMA2, whose product is annotated as H(+)-transporting V1 sector ATPase subunit B. The coding region runs from base 1 to 1527 and encodes 508 amino acids. Lineage: Eukaryota; Fungi; Ascomycota; Pichiomycetes; Serinales; Debaryomycetaceae. The record is from RefSeq and is a predicted model, not a curated record. Gene Ontology annotation, biological process: proton transmembrane transport; ATP metabolic process. Gene Ontology annotation, cellular component: proton-transporting V-type ATPase, V1 domain. Gene Ontology annotation, molecular function: ATP binding; proton-transporting ATPase activity, rotational mechanism. The transcript has a single exon.
AUGUCGCUCUCCGAUAAAGAAUUAUUCGAAUUAAACAAAAAGGCUGUGACUGAAGGGUUUAAGAUCAAGCCCCGUGUGAACUACAACACCGUCAGUGGUGUCAAUGGUCCAUUGGUCAUUUUGGACAACGUCAAGUUCCCAAGAUACAAUGAAAUCGUCAACUUGACUUUGCCAGACGGUUCCAUCAGACAGGGUCAAGUUUUGGAAGUCAGAGGCACCAAGGCCAUUGUCCAAGUCUUUGAAGGUACCUCGGGUAUCGAUGUCAAAAAGACCAGAGUCGAGUUCACUGGUGAGAACUUGAAGAUACCAGUCUCCGAAGAUAUGUUAGGUAGAAUCUUCGAUGGUUCUGGUCGUCCAAUUGACAAGGGUCCUAAGAUCUUUGCCGAGGACUACUUGGAUAUCAACGGUUCCCCAAUUAAUCCUUUCGCCCGUAUCUACCCAGAAGAAAUGAUUUCUACCGGUAUCUCUGCCAUCGAUACCAUGAACUCCAUUGCUAGAGGUCAAAAGAUUCCAAUUUUCUCAGCCUCCGGUUUGCCUCACAACGAAAUUGCUGCCCAAAUUUGUAGACAAGCUGGUUUGGUUAGACCAACUAAGGAUGUCCAUGAUGGUCAUGAGGAGAAUUUCUCCAUUGUUUUUGCCGCUAUGGGUGUGAACUUGGAAACUUCCAGAUUCUUCAAGCAGGAUUUCGAAGAGAAUGGUUCUUUGGAAAGAACUUCUUUGUUCUUGAACUUGGCUAAUGACCCUACCAUUGAAAGAAUUAUUACUCCUCGUUUGGCCUUGACCACUGCCGAAUACUUGGCUUACCAAACCGAAAGACACGUCUUGACCAUCUUGACCGAUAUGUCUUCUUACGCUGAUGCUUUGAGAGAAGUCUCUGCCGCCAGAGAAGAAGUUCCAGGUAGAAGAGGUUACCCAGGUUAUAUGUAUACCGAUUUGUCUACCAUCUAUGAAAGAGCUGGUAGAGUUGAAGGAAGAAAUGGUUCCAUCACUCAAGUUCCAAUUUUGACCAUGCCUAACGAUGAUAUCACUCACCCUAUUCCUGAUUUGACUGGUUACAUUACCGAAGGUCAAAUCUCGAUUGAUAGACAAUUAUACAACAGAGGUAUCUACCCACCAAUUAACGUGUUACCAUCCUUGUCUCGUUUGAUGAAGUCUGCCAUUGGUGAAGGUAUGACCAGAAAGGAUCACGGUGAUGUCUCUAACCAGUUAUACGCCAAGUAUGCCAUUGGUAAGGAUGCCGCUGCUAUGAAGGCCGUCGUUGGUGAAGAAGCUUUAUCCAACGAAGACAAAUUAUCAUUAGAAUUCUUGGAAAAGUUUGAAAAGAACUUUAUUGCUCAAGGUGCUUAUGAAAACAGAACCAUUUUCGAGUCUUUGGACCAAGCUUGGUCGUUGUUAAGAAUUUACCCUAAGGAAUUGUUGAACAGAAUUAGUCCAAAAAUCUUGGCUGAAUUCUACGAAAGAGAAAGGGAACAAGAUGAUGAUGAAGAAGAAGAUGCUGACAAGUCCCACGAUUUGAUCGAUGCAUAA